AUGCUUCAUGGAGCUUCGACUACCGGGGACGCUAAACUUGUACGGUGUCCAAAGAGAACUCUCGAGAGAUUACGGCAUCUAAACGAAGCUGAGAUCAUCACUCUCUUCACGCCAAUUGUCCCACAUCCUCCUUCUACAACGCUGGCGAAGGAUAUGGAUCCGUUUGAGCCUUUGGGCCGGGUGUUGCCACGAAAAGUACGACAUGUCCCAUACCGCCUUGACCACGGCAAAACCGAAACGCACGCCGACUUUCUACCCUCGAGUGGAGCAGUUAUAAUUGUUAUUUGUGCGACGGCCAAUGUCCUCAGAUAUGAUGCUCACGCCUUUGAGAAACAGUUGCAGUUUGCUCGGGGCAUAGCAAAGGACAUCAAGGAGAACAACACAAUAGCCAGCAUCCCUUCUGCAGUGCUCCUCAUCAGCGAUGACGCUGCUGGGAGGGGCUAUGUUGAUGCCAUUUGCGAUCUCCCGGCAGUUAUUACGGCCAACGAUUACACAGCUGCAGCAUUGAACAAUGCUGUCCAAGUUCUGUUUGGGAUCUGA
Molecule: messenger RNA, 540 nt
Organism: Bipolaris oryzae ATCC 44560
Lineage: Eukaryota; Fungi; Ascomycota; Dothideomycetes; Pleosporales; Pleosporaceae
Exons: 1
Coding region: 1-540 (179 amino acids)
Source: RefSeq, a predicted model, not a curated record